Myotis daubentonii (Daubenton's bat) is the source of this 770-nucleotide messenger RNA. RefSeq lists its product as uncharacterized. NCBI's taxonomy places the organism in Eukaryota, Metazoa, Chordata, Mammalia, Chiroptera, Vespertilionidae. The record is from RefSeq and is a predicted model, not a curated record. Bases 45 to 770 code for a protein of 241 amino acids. The transcript is spliced from 4 exons.
GCCACACCCUCCCCUACAGAAGUGCUCACAGCACAGCCCUCAGCAUGGACUGGAGCUGGAGAACCCUCCUCCUGGUGGCCAUGGCGACAGGUGUUCACUCCCAGGUGCAGCUGGUGCAGUCUGGGGCUGAGGUGCGGAAGCCUGGGGCCUCCGUGAAGGUCUCCUGCAAGGCUUCUGGAUACUCCUUCACCGACUACAACAUGCACUGGGUGCGACAUGCCCCAGGACAGGGGCUUGAGUGGGUGGGGAUGGUUUUCCCUUUACUUGGAAUCACAAACUAUGCACAGAAGUUCCAAGGCAGAGUAUCCAUAACCGGAGACACAUCCACGAGCACAGCCUACAUGGAGCUCAGCAGCCUGAGAGCCGAGGACACGGCCGUGUAUUACUGUGCAAGAGACACACUGAGGGGAAGUCACUGUGAGCCCCGACACAAACCUCCCUACAGGAAGGUCUCUGACCACCAGGGGGCGCGCAGGGUCCCUGAACACAAGGACCAACCCAGCAGCAGUUGGCAGCAGCAGAGAAGGGGACUGAGCAAGAAGAGGCUGAGCUGCUGGAAAAGCUCCAGCCCGCAGCGCCCAGGUCCCCAGGGUGCAUGCCCAGGGCUGGACCAGCUGGUGCAGCAGUGGCUGGUGCUGCUGGACCUGGGGGACCUGGUGGCCUGGACCCCUGUGCCCUCCGCCUCUGGCCUCUGGCCGAUGUUGCUGGACACCAGCCUGGCGUUGACCAGCACUCCUCAAAACCGGCAGCUGCAGGAGAUGGUUGUAUGA